CCACACUUAAAAAUGUAUGAAUCUCAUUGCCACUCAAACCAAGUGUCAUCUGCUUGAACUUUUCUCAGAAUUUCCUUGUCUUAGCCAUUUUUGCUAUUACUUUUAACCAACUGGUCCCAAGGUAAUUUUGAGUGGAGGUAUAAAGUCACACAGGUGUUCUUGCAGAGUUACCAUAGGUGUAGAUCAUCACAUGAACUAUGGACAUGUUCCAUUGACGUUUGACCACCAGUAAUUGUCCAAAUACUUUUUGUGAUAACCAUUCAAAUAAUUUUAUAUUUUUGUGAAAUGCUUUGCUUGAAAAGGCUACUUUUGCUAUCUUACCCCUUGGUUUUAUACAGUAGCUAGAAAAAGUAUGUGAACUUUAUGGAAUUACCUGCAUUUAUAUAUAAAUUUAUUAUCUAUUUUAUAUUUAUUAUAUAUUUCAAUGUAAAAUCUGGUUUGAUCUUCAAAAUGUUGAAAAAUGAUCAAACACAAUCUGUUUAGUCUAAUAACACACAAAUUGUUGUAUUGUUCUAGUACAUACUGAAUACAUCAUUCAGACAUUCACAGUGUAGGUUGGAAAAAGUAUGUGCACCUCCUAGGCUAAUGACGUCAACAAAAGCUAAGUAGAGUCAGGAGUUGGCAAACCUGCCGUCCAAUAAAUGAACUGAGAUUGGAGGUAUGUGUUUGAGCUACUUUGACUUAUAAAAAGCACUCAAAUAUUUUGAGUUUCCUAUUCACAAGAAGCAUCUGCUGACGUGGACCUUGCCUCACAAAAAAAAGAGAUCUCAGAAGACCUACGAUCAAGAAUUGUUGCUUUGCAUAAAGCUGGAAAGGGUUACAAAGUUUUUUCGAAGAGCUUAGGUAUUCAUCUGUCCACAGUUAGACAGACUGUCUAUAAAUGGAGACAAUUACAGGUACUGAGGCAACUCUACCUAGAAGUGGCCGUCCAGCCAAAAUGACUCAAAGGGCACACCGCAGAAUGCUCAGUGAGUUAAAAAAAAUAACCCUAGUGACAGCUAAAGAUUUGAAGGAAAUAUUGGAACUGGUUAACAUCUCUGUCCAUGAGUCUACUAUAUGAAAAACAGGAAUGUUAUCCAUGGCAGGACACCAUGAAGGAAGCUGCUACUUUCAAACAAAAACAUUGCUGCACGCCCUAAGUUUGCCAAAGACCACCUUGACAUUCCACAACAUUACAUCGAAAAUGUUUUGUGGACUAAUUAAACUAAGGUUGAAUUGUUGAUUGCCAUCGCUGAGGGAAAAAUUAAUUCCCAAGUUUAUCAAGAUACUGUAUGUACAGGAUAAUGUCAGGGUGGCUGUGCGCCAUUUAAAGCUCAGUAGAAAUCGGGUGAUGCAGCAAGACAAUGACCCUCAACACUGAAGUUAAUCCACUACAGAAUGGCUUCAAAAAAAGAUAAUCCACCUUUGGAGCGGCCCAGUCAGAGUCCAGAUCUUAACCCAAUAGAGAUGUGGAAUGACCUCAAGAAAGCUGUUCACACCAGACAUCCUAAGAAUAUGACUGAGCUGAAGGAGUUCUGUAAGGAAGAAUGGUCCAAAAUUCUUUCUGCAUGUUGUGCAGGUCUAAUCCUCAGCUACCAGAAAUGCUUGGUUGAGGUUGUUGCUGCCAAAUGAGGUUCAGCCAGUAAUUAAUGCAAGGGUUCACUUACUUUUUCCACAGCAUUGUGAAUGUUUAAUGGGAUGUGUUCAAUAAAGAAAUUAAAUAUUAUAAUUGUUUGUGUGUUGUUAGCUUAAGCACAUUGUGUUUGUCUUGUGACUUUGAUGGAGAUGAGAUCACAUUUUAUGACCAAUUAAUGCAGAAAACCAGCUAAUUCCAGAAGGUUCACAUACUUUUUCUUGCCACUGUAUUUUGAUAUGCAAAUAACACUCAUACAGUGUGGUUUAAGAGUUAAAAUAUUUUUGUGGCCACUUUAUGUCUACCAAAAACUAUAAAUGAAUGAUUAUCUUAAAUGUAAGAUAAAAUGUGAGAAAACUGGCUGUGUUGAAUAGGGUUAGCCUAGUAACCUGAUCAGUGGAGCCCCCUUCAUUCCUCUCCCCAAAAUAACUUUACACUCAGCCCACUCAUUCUUCACCAGGUACAGACACAUUCAAACACAAGACUAUGGAACAGAGGACUGGUCAGAGAGAGUAAGGUUGCACUUCAAUGCUGUGAGACGGUCCCCACCAUGCCUUCUGUGGCUCAAUAUUAGUUUGAUACAGGCCACACAAGGCAAAACAUAUCACAUUUAUCAGAAAGAUGUGGAAGGAGACUGGAAGGACAAAGCUUUAAGUCCAUCAGUCAGAUAGAUCAUAAUAUUAGUAAAAAACUAACAGUUACAGUAUACUGAUCUGCACAGGAAUAUCCUCACAAACAGUUUAUUUUUGGACCAGGGCUAUUUAAUAGGUCAAUAUGAUGUCAGACGAGUACCUGGUGGAGUGUAAAAUUGAUGACGAUGAUGAUGAUGAUUAUGAGUUGAAGAAGAUCCACCCCUCUCCACCUUCUCCACUCCAGUUCACCUCUAUUCCCUCCAUCACUCCCCAGACUUCGCUCACUCACGUUGACAUCAGGGAUCCCUGUGGUGUCAACAAACACUUGAAGGUAGAGUUCAGUGACGUUUUGGCAGAGCCUGCCUCCACACAUAGCUAUGACCGUGUGUGGGUGUACAGUGGAAUUGCCUUUGAGUCAAUGCGGCUGUGGGGCUACCGUUGUCUGACAGCAUUAUGUGCUGUUCCUGUGUCUUGCCUUUUUGGCUGUCUCUUUGCCCUGCUGGCCUGUAUGCACAUCUGGUGUGUGAUGCCUUGUAUUCAGGUGUGUCACACCUGCUUGCCCUGUGUAAGGUCACUGUGGAUGAGUGUGGUCAAUAUCUUCAUCGCUCCAUUCUGUACAUCUGUGGCCCGCUGCUGCAGUGGCAUAUAUGUGCUGUUCUCAAACGAGUAAGGAAGAACAAGAAGAUAGAAUUUGAGGAAGUUAGUCAAAAGCUUUUCUCGCAAUUGAAGUCCCUAUAAGGACUUUCUGCCUUGGUCCUGAAAAGUCACCAAAGAGAGCUCUAGUUACUACAAGACAUCCAAACAAGAGGAUUACGGGGGCCUGGGUAGCUCAGCAAGCACUGACACUGACUACCACACCUGGAGUCACGAGUUUGAAUCCAGGGCAUGCUGAGUGACUCCAGCCAGGUCUCCUAAGCAACCAAAUUGGCCCGGUUGCUAUGGAGGGUAGAGUCACAUGGGGUAACCUCCUCGUGGUCGCGAUUAGUGGUUCUCGCUCUUGGUGGGGCGCGUGGUGAGUUGUGCGUGGAUGCCACAGAGAAUAGCGUGAAGCCUCCACACGGUCUCAGACGCGGAGGCCACCCAGAUUGUGACGAGUCACUACGCCACCACGAGGACUUAGAGCGCAUUGGGAAUUGGGCAUUCCAAAUUGGGGAGAAAAUGAGGAUUACAUAUUAUUAACUUGAUUUUUACUUUAUGUUGAAUGUCAAAUGCAGUGACAAACAUUUUAUGCCAUUAAAGUGUACCAUUCUUUCACAAUGACAAAGAGCUCCGAAGUUUAUCUAUAACAAUUUAUUUGACAUAAGCAAAACAAUAUUAAUAAUAUUAAUUAAAUGUCUUUGUUUUGUAUAUGACUAUUUGUUUGCACUGUUUGAUAUGAGGCAAUGUCAUGUACCAGUAUUAUCUAUAAAGCAAUUAUUAUUAUUAUUAUUAUUAUUAUUAUUUGAUGGUAGAGUCAUAUUGUUAUUUACUAUGGAUGUUAAGAUCUGUAUUUGAUUAAAACAACCACUUACGGCUUUUAAAGUAGAAGUUGUAAGCUCUCAUUUAUCAAGAAUGUGAAGAAAAUGUUCUUAUUUUUAUGUAAUUGUGUAAAUACAA
Myxocyprinus asiaticus (Chinese sucker) is the source of this 3840-nucleotide messenger RNA. RefSeq names its product caveolin-2-like. Gene Ontology annotation, cellular component: caveola. Lineage: Eukaryota; Metazoa; Chordata; Actinopteri; Cypriniformes; Catostomidae. The record is from RefSeq and is a predicted model, not a curated record. The transcript has 4 exons. Gene Ontology annotation, biological process: caveola assembly. The coding region runs from base 2387 to 2914 and encodes 175 amino acids. Gene Ontology annotation, molecular function: molecular adaptor activity.